AUGGCUGAGAAUACUCAAAAACUAUGGGGUGGUAGAUUCACCGGUGAGACAGACCCAUUGAUGCACCUUUAUAAUGCAUCUUUACCAUACGACUGGAAAAUGUACAGAGCAGAUUUGGAAGGUACUAGGGUCUAUACAGCUGGUCUUAACAAGCUGGGGUUAAUUACUCCAGAAGAAUUGACCAAGAUUCAUUACGGAUUAGGUGAAAUUAAGAAAGAAUGGGAUGAAGACAAGUUUGUUCGUCACCCUAACGAUGAGGAUAUCCAUACUGCUAAUGAAAGAAGAUUAGGUGAAAUUAUUGGACGUGACAUUGCAGGUAAAGUCCAUACUGGUAGAUCUCGUAAUGAUCAAGUGGUAACUGAUAUGAGAAUCUUCUGCCGUGAUACCGUUAAUGAGAAAUUACUUCCUGGGUUAAAGGAAUUAGUUAGUGUUAUGGUUAAAAGGGCAGAGAAAGAAAUUGGCUAUUUGAUGCCAGGUUAUACCCAUUUGCAAAGGGCUCAACCUAUCAGAUGGUCUCAUUGGUUAAGUUCCUAUGCUACUUAUUUCACAGAGGAUUUGAAGAGAUUGAGACAACUGUUGGAAAGAUUUAACCAAUCACCUUUGGGUGCUGGUGCUCUUGCAGGUCACCCCUAUGGUAUCGACAGAGAAUUUUUGGCUGAGGAAUUAGGGUUCCAAGGUGUCAUUGGUAAUUCUCUAGUGGCAGUCUCUGAUAGAGAUUUUGUUGUGGAGCUAAUGUUUUGGGGGACUUUGUUCAUGAACCACAUAUCACGUUUCGCCGAAGAUCUAAUCAUCUAUUCAACAGCUGAAUUUGGAUUUAUCAAAUUGAAUGAUGCUUAUUCUACAGGUUCAUCUUUGAUGCCUCAGAAGAAGAACGCUGAUUCCUUAGAAUUGUUAAGAGGUAAAUCUGGUAGAGUAUUUGGUGAUUUAGCCGGUUUUCUAAUGAGUUUGAAGGGUAUACCCUCCACUUACGAUAAGGAUAUGCAAGAGGACAAAGAAUCUUUGUUUGAUAGUUUAACUACCGUGGAACAUUCCAUCUUAAUUGCUACUGGUGUCAUUAGUACACUAGCUGUUAAUUCUGAAAACAUGGUUAAUGCUUUGACUGUUGAUAUGUUGGCUACUGAUUUAGCUGAUUAUUUGGUUAGAAAAGGUGUGCCAUUCAGAGAAACCCAUCACAUCUCUGGUGAAUGUGUUGCUAAGGCAGAAAACUUAGGUCUAAGUGGUAUCGAUAAAUUGUCUUUGGAACAAUACAAGACCAUUGACUCUAGAUUUGAAGCUGAUUUAUUUGAGACUUUCAAUUUUGAAAAAAGUGUGGAAAGAAGAGACGCCACUGGUGGUACUGCCAAAUCUGCCAUUUUGAAACAGUUGGCCUCCCUACAAUCACAAAUCUAA
This is a messenger RNA of Zygosaccharomyces rouxii, 1389 nucleotides long. RefSeq names its product argininosuccinate lyase ARG4 (gene ARG4). Gene Ontology annotation, molecular function: argininosuccinate lyase activity. Bases 1 to 1389 code for a protein of 462 amino acids. The transcript has a single exon. Gene Ontology annotation, cellular component: cytosol. NCBI's taxonomy places the organism in Eukaryota, Fungi, Ascomycota, Saccharomycetes, Saccharomycetales, Saccharomycetaceae. The record is from RefSeq and is a predicted model, not a curated record.